This is a messenger RNA of Nannochloropsis gaditana CCMP526, 352 nucleotides long. Its product is annotated as phytochelatin synthase. The transcript has a single exon. The annotation marks the transcript as partial. Gene Ontology annotation, molecular function: metal ion binding; glutathione gamma-glutamylcysteinyltransferase activity. Gene Ontology annotation, biological process: phytochelatin biosynthetic process; response to metal ion; cellular detoxification of cadmium ion. The record is from RefSeq and is a predicted model, not a curated record.
CUCUCCCACUCGACUUUCGAGAACAUUCCACCGCCGUCCUUUACCCGCUGACUCUUGUGUCGCCUUGUCCGGUCGUGAAGGCCGCGCUCUCUUCAACGAGGCACUCGGCGCGGGGGACAUGGAAUGUUUCCUGCCGUUGAUCGAGCAUUUCCACACGCAAUCCGACCCCGCAUUCUGCGGCCUGGGUGCUUUGACCAUGGUCCUGAACGCGCUUCAGAUCGAUCCGGGGAGAACGUGGAAGGGUCCGUGGCGGUGGUUCGACGAGUCGCUCCUGGACUGCUGCGCCCCCCUGGACGUGGUGCGCGCGGAGGGCAUCACUCUGGCCAACGCGCACUGUCUAGCCCAGUGCAAU